Exserohilum turcica Et28A is the source of this 1322-nucleotide messenger RNA. RefSeq lists its product as uncharacterized. The transcript is spliced from 2 exons. The coding region runs from base 25 to 1167 and encodes 380 amino acids. The record is from RefSeq and is a predicted model, not a curated record. Lineage: Eukaryota; Fungi; Ascomycota; Dothideomycetes; Pleosporales; Pleosporaceae.
AAAACAAGAAAAACUACACGCAACAUGGACGCGCCUUCGUCGCAACUGCAUUCGGAAAUGCGCGACGCCGUCGUUCGCGCGCUUGCAACGCGCCGGCCAAUCCUCCACCACUUGAACGCCGACACAUCGUGGCUCCUGCAAAUCCCGCGCCCGGCCAACGCAGUCAAGCACGGCAGCCGCAUAUACUACAACAUCCUCAUCGACCCGUGGUUUGUGGGCGGCCAAAGCGACGUGGCACGGUGGUUCAGCCAGCAAUGGCACGCCACGGAGAGCGCGGUCAAGAGCAUAGCUGAGGUCGAGGAACUCGCGCGCCAAGUGGAGAUUGUAGCGGGGGGCUCGCGGACCGGCAAGGGGAGGAAGCGCAGGAUUGUGGAGGAGGCGGACGAGGAGAGUUAUGUCGAUUGUGUGGCUAUUAGCCAUGAAUUUACAGAUCAUUGUCAUAAGGAGACGCUCUUGGAAGUCCAUGGUGAUGUACCUGUUUUCGCGACAGAGCAAGCAGCAACCCUCAUAUCCUCAUGGAACCAUUUCCGCACCGUAACAACCACACCCACAUUCGCCGACCACGCCGACUGGCACGACUACAGUCUCUCGCCGCUGCCGGCCUGGCUCAGCAUCUCGCGGCUCACGGCCGCAGACGACCCGCUCUACUUCCACUCGGCACUCCUCUUCACCUUUGCAACCCACCCGUUUCUCUCCAACACAACGCCCCGAAAACGGCUGUCGACCCUCAGCAUCAACGGCGACGGCACAGAAGACCUGGCGCACGGCGCCACCGCCGAAGCAGCCGAAUGCCUCGUCUACACGCCCCACGGCAUCCCGCACACAGCGCUCUCCCCAAUCGCAACUGCAGACCCCGCGCUGCACACCCUCGCCUUCCUGCACGGCCUCCACGCCGUGUCCAUCUCAGCCGCCCACACACUCAAUCUCGGGGCCAAAAACGGCGUCCGCGCCCAGCGCGUGCUGCGCGCCAAGUACUGGGUUGCGACCCACGAUGAGGUUAAGAGUGGUGGCGGCUUUAUCAGCUGGUUUCUGAGGAGGAAGGUGUGGACGCUUGAGGAGGCGCUGAGCGAGGCGCUGAAGGAGGUGCGUGGUGCGGAGCCCGAGGCCGAGUGGGAGGAUGUUAGGUUUCAGGAGGUGGGGAAUGGCGAGAGUAGGGUUUUGGAGUAGCUAAUUAUUGGAGAUGAAGAGGAUAAUCAUGUGUGUUGUUGUUGUUGUUGUUGGGCAUGGUGUUGGGCAUGUUUAUUGGGGUGAGAGAUUUUUUUUUUUUGCUUUUCGGUUCUGGCAUUGAAAGGGAAGGGAUAUCUUGUGUGCAUGUGUCUGUG